Messenger RNA from Ylistrum balloti, 4504 nucleotides. Its product is annotated as CD109 antigen-like. Bases 4 to 4428 code for a protein of 1474 amino acids. Gene Ontology annotation, molecular function: endopeptidase inhibitor activity. Lineage: Eukaryota; Metazoa; Mollusca; Bivalvia; Pectinida; Pectinidae. The record is from RefSeq and is a predicted model, not a curated record. The transcript has 35 exons. Gene Ontology annotation, cellular component: extracellular region.
AUAAUGUUUUGGGCCACAUUUUUACCCCUUCUAGUGGGGUUAGCUGCAGCUAAAGACACUUACGUUGUAAUAGCACCUAAAGACGUCCGACCGGGUGUUCCUUUAAACAUGAGCGUGAACAUCCUCCACGCUACGGGUGACGUACUGGUCACAGCUAAACUCGAACAUGUAUCCACUGGAUCUGUUGUAGCCUCUUCGUCCGCUUCAUUCCAACAACAUGUUCCUGGCACGCUGCAAAUAUCGGUUCCAGAUACGAUUAAAAGUGGGUCAUAUCAACUCACCGUCGAAGGUUCAAAUGGUCUCCAUUUCUCGGACAAAACAAACCUUCAUUAUGAAGCCAAGGGCAUGUCCGUCUUUAUACAGACAGAUAAAGCUAUGUACAAACCAGGACAAACAGUCAAUUUCCGAGGAUUUGCAAUAUAUCCCAACCUGACAGUUCACCUUGGACCUAUGGACAUUGAAAUCUAUGACCCCAACAGCAAUAAGAUCAAGCAAUGGUUGAAUGUUCAAGAUUCUACCGGAGUAAUUACUAAUUACAUGAUAAUGGAUACCAAGCCGGUACUGGGAGACUGGAAAAUACGGAUCAAGACAAACGGUGUGACUAAAGACAAGAUGUUCACGGUCGCUGAGUAUGUAUUACCGAAAUUUGAAGUGACCGUUGAUUUGCCUUCGUACGGGUUGUCUACGGCAACAGAAAUAAAAGGAACGGUGAAGGCAAAAUAUACCUAUGGAAAGCCAGUGAACGGAACUGUGACACUCAGUGCUCAUGUUGACUUUUACCACUCAACAUACUACCAUUCUGCACCUGUCCCUUCCGUCAAACUAUCCAUGGAUAUCAACGGUGAAGCUAAGUUUACGCUACCUGUUUCGGGCCUGACCAGUACUUCCUACUAUUCCUCACUGACCAACCAUAAAGUCAUUGUAGAGGCCAAUGUUACAGAGAGUCUCACUCAAAUUACUCUGAGUGGAUCAACUGAUAUGUCCUUCUACUCUCAUGCCGAGAAGAUUGAGCUCCUUCCCUCUAACCCGACGACAUUUAAGCCAGGUCUUCAGUACAUCGCAUAUGCUAAAGUUGUCCAACAAGAUGACUCACCUCUGGAAUCUGCCACGACAUCGUCGCUGAUUGUUCAAACGCGUGUUACAGCUAACCUACCGGAAACUACUACAUUACCCUUUUACUACGGCCAACGUACAACGAGUUAUCAACUUCACGAUCAGAGUUUCACACUCACAGACACAGGGCUUGUCCAAGCGAAGAUUGAUAUUCCACACAAUGCAACCAGUAUUUCCUUGACAUUUAAAUAUGGUUCUAUUUCAACAUACAAAAGCGUGGAAAGAAGUUACUCGCCUUCAGACAGUUACAUGCAGAUAUUCCUUGAGUCAAAUAACCUUAGGGCUGGUCAUGACAGAGUUGUUGAUUUCCGGGUAGUAUCCACUUCAGCUAUCGACAGAUUAGUUUAUCAGGUGCUGGGUCGAGGCAGUAUUGCUCUAUCGGGAUCAAUUGAUGGAAACAACGCUACGGCAUUCCCAUUCCAAGUGCCAUUGAAUUCUAAGAUGGCACCUAAUGCGAGGAUCGUUGCCUACUACGUCAGAGCAAAUGGAGAAAUCGUCACAGACAGUAUUAGCUUUGAUGUGUCUGGAACUUUUGAAAACGAGGUGUCUAUCCGUUUCGACAAAUCGAAAGCCCAGCCUGGUGAGGGUAUCAACGUCGACGUCUCUGCGGACCCUAGUUCCAUCGUUAAUUUACUAGCUGUUGAUCAGAGUGUGCUUCUCCUCAGGAGCGGAAAUGACAUCACCCCUGCUGAGGUUGUUGAUGAAUUGAAGUCCUAUGAUACCAUUGUACAUUCAAACAAUGGCGGUAUUGGAUUAUUUGGAGGAGGUGGACCUAUGCUCUUGGGCAGGAAGAAGCGGAUGAUAUGGUGGCCUUUUACCACUUAUUAUGGUGGAUCAGACGCACAACAGAUAUUUCAGAAUGCUGGAGUGAAGAUCCUUACUGAUGCUUUGGUAUAUCAUCACGUGGUGCAACCGCAAUACUACCCCGGAUUCGGACCCGGAACCGGUGGCGGUUUUGCUGGUGCUGGAGGUGCUUUCCCACAGAUGGCUGGAGGGGCAUUGAAUGGUAUAGCUCCAGCUAUGGGAGCCUCAGCUGGUGCUUUUGUGCCUAAUGGUCCGUCGCCUGGUAGCAUGGGAGGAACUUCCGUGUUGAAAGAGGUGGAGACGAUUCGCUCCGAUUUCCCAGAAACAUGGCUAUGGCUCAAUAAUACUGUCGGACCUGACGGCCAUGUCACUAUCGCUGCCACAAUUCCGGAUACGAUAACGUCAUGGGUUGCUAGUGCUUUUGCUGUCAACACCAAGAGUGGCUUAGGAAUCGCACCAACAAGUGCAAAGGUUGAAGCCUUCAGACCUUUCUUUGUGAGCCUUACAUUACCUUACUCUGUUGUGAGAGGAGAGCAACUUGUGCUGCAGGCUAAUGUCUUUAACUACAUGACCAUGGAUAUGGAUGUUGUUGUCACAUUAGAAAAGAGCAAUGACUUGGUGAAUGUUGUAUUCGAUCAACAAGGCACAGAAACAUAUAUCUCCCAGACAACAACAAAGACUGUACACGUGACAGCCGGUGGAUCAAAGUCUGUAUUUUUCCCUGUGGUCCCUUCUGGUCUUGGAACAGCAAGUAUAAAUGUCAAGGCACAGUCUACUCUGGCGGCCGACGCUGUUAGGCGACAGCUUCUUAUUGAGCCUGAAGGUGUUCCAAAAGAGUACAACAUACCGAUGCUGGUUGACCUGAAACACAACACCCACUUUGCUGAGACAGUUGACGUCACACUACCAGCUGGAGUCGUAGCUGGUUCGCAGAGAGUACGAGUGUCUGCAAUUGGCGAUUUAAUGGGACCAACGGUUAAUGGGCUGGACAAACUUUUGCGCAUGCCCACCGGAUGUGGAGAACAGACUAUGUUGGGUUUCGCACCUGAUGUAUUUGUAACAAACUACCUCACUGAUACGCACCAACUGACAUCAAGCAUUGAGGAGAAAGCGAUCACUUUUAUGGAGAAAGGAUACCAACGUGAACUGACUUUUCAACACAAGGAUGGGUCGUUCAGCGCUUUUGGAGACAGUGACGCCUCUGGAAGCAUGUGGCUAACUGCGUUUGUCAUAAAGUCCUUCCACCAGGCGAAACGUCACAUCUUCAUCGACGAUGACGUCUUAACCAGGCCCAUCGACUGGAUCAUAAAUCGUCAGACCGCCAAUGGCUCUUUCCCAGAACCUGGUCGCAUCAUUCAUAAGAAUAUGCAGGGUGGAUCAGCCUCAGGCGCGUCCCUGACAGCAUUCGUCCUCAUUGCCUUACUGGAAAAUAGUGACUUGCCAGGUAGUGUGCACAUGAGAAUACAGUCGGCAGCCAGUAAAGCCCAGACAUAUCUAGAGGCAGAAAUAGCCCACAUGACAGAUCCUUAUGGCCUAUCAAUUUGCAGCUAUGCUUUAACAUUGGCGAAAAGUUCAGCAUCUGCAACAGUUUUCCAAAAACUCAUGACCUCUGCAAUCACGAAAGACGGUAUGAGCCAUUGGCAUGAACCAGAAUCAGCCGCAGCUCCUCAUACUGGCAACUACUGGUCACCGCCCCAUCAACAGUCCAAGCCCGUGGAUAUUGAGAUGACGUCAUAUGGUCUGCUGGUUUUUGCUCAAAACAGUCAGUUUACAGAAGGACUUCAAUUCAUGAAAUGGAUUUCAAAGCAGAGAAACCCAAAUGGUGGAUUUUCGUCCACUCAGGACACUGUGAUAGCACUACAAUCCCUCUCUGAAUUCGCUCGUAUUGGCUUUUCUGAACACUUCAACAUGCACAUCGGAAUCACAGCCGGACAAGUUACACACACGUUCAAUGUAACAAGACAGAACGCACUGGUUCUUCAAUCCUUAGAACUUCCAUCAAUACCAAGCCAAGUGACUGUAACCGGAUCCGGAAGUGGAAUGGGCUUAGUCGAGGUGUCUGUUUUCUUCAACGUUGAGCAAGAGGUCGAAGCCCCAUCGUUUGAGGUUGAUGUAACUAUCAUCGAAGAAUCACUCAACUCUCUAAAGGUCCGCUCCUGCACAAAAUGGCUUAAGUCUGGAGCCAGUGGAAUGGCCGUACAGGAACUUGGUGUUCCAACCGGUUUUGCCCCUGAUGUGGAGAGCAUCGAAAAACUCCCUACUCUAAAAAAGACCGAGACGGAAAAUCGCAAAGUCAUUCUGUAUUUCGACGAGAUUACAACUUCUCCCCUGUGUGUGACUAUGGACGCCAUCAGGACGGACCAGGUCGCCAAGUCCAAGCCUGCUCCAAUCAGAGUAUAUGACUACUAUGAGCCAAGUAACCAGGUGACUAAGUUCUAUGAAUCAACAGUCCUGAAGAACUCUGGUGUAUGUGAUGUUUGUAAGGAAUGUGGAUGUCCAGGAAAUCGUUAGAUUGGAAGACCAGCUGAAUCUGAACAGAAAUUUUAUAUGAUAAGUAGAUAUCGCUUUUAUAUUGUUUCUCCUGUAA